AUGGCCAAUUUAGAUGCCUACCUGCGGCAGCCCUGGCGCACAGUGCACGGCAUCCCCAUGGUCAGCGCCUUCACCCAGGGCUGGGAGCGGGUCGAUGCCUUCCAGAGCCGCCCUGACGACAUCGUGGUGGUCACCUUCCCCAAAUCCGGCACCACCUGGGUCAGCGAAAUCGUGGACAUGAUCCUGAAAGGUGGAGACCUCGAAAAAUGCAAGCAGGAUGCCAUCAUCAACAGAGUGCCCAUGCUGGAGUUUGCUGCCCCUGGGAAGCUGCCGGCAGGCACGGAUCAGCUGGAGGCCAUGGCGUCCCCUCGCAUCAUCAAGACCCACAUCCCAGCUCACAUCUUGCCCAAAUCCUUCUGGGAAAACCGCUGCAAGAUGAUCUAUGUGGGGCGCAAUGCCAAGGACGUGGCUGUCUCCUUCUACCACUUUGAC
Messenger RNA from Tauraco erythrolophus (red-crested turaco), 432 nucleotides. Lineage: Eukaryota; Metazoa; Chordata; Aves; Musophagiformes; Musophagidae. The record is from RefSeq and is a predicted model, not a curated record.